Messenger RNA from Condylostylus longicornis, 3845 nucleotides. RefSeq lists its product as uncharacterized. Gene Ontology annotation, molecular function: DNA binding. Lineage: Eukaryota; Metazoa; Arthropoda; Insecta; Diptera; Dolichopodidae. Gene Ontology annotation, cellular component: NSL complex. The record is from RefSeq and is a predicted model, not a curated record. The transcript has 5 exons. Bases 301 to 3720 code for a protein of 1139 amino acids. Gene Ontology annotation, biological process: regulation of transcription by RNA polymerase II.
UUCAGAUUAGUUUUGCUUUGGUAAAUUUAUAAAAUAAAUUAAAAAGUGUUGGUGCAGUGACUAAAAAAAAGCAGCAAAUUUUUAUUGUCUAGUAUUUUUUAAAAAUAAUUGAUAAAAAUACUGUAUAUUUAAUUGCACUCAAACGCUAGAAAAAUAAACGUUUUUCAUUGCGUGUUAAAUGAAGGUCUCAAGCUUAUUGCAAAAUCAAGGAUAAUUGUUGCUAUAAAUUUUUUUUUCUUGUGUUUGAAUACAUAUAAGAAGGGCAUAAUAAAGUACGAUAUAGAAUUUGAAAACUAGAACAUGACCCGACGAUGCACUAUAGAAGGUUGUAACUCUAGAUCUGACAAACCAGAACAUAGAGGAGUAACGUUUCAUUCAUUUCCAUUUGAUUCCAAAACAAGGGAUAUAUGGAUUGUAAAUUGUAAAAUUCCCGCAGAUAAAAAUAUAACGAAAAGCGUUGCAGUGUGUUCAAGGCAUUUCAGAAGGGCAGAUUUUACAGCAGUUAAAGGAGGGAAAUAUACUUUAAAACCAGGAAGCGCUCCAACAAUUUUUCCUUGGGGUAAAAUAGAUCAUGUCAGAAAUGAUAACGAAACGAAAGGAUCAGAUCUAAAGAAUGUUGCAAACACAUUGGGGUCAUCAGAAUCGGAAGAAUCUAAAACUUUUGAAACUAAAGUUGAAGGUGUUAAGAGCUCUAAAAGAGUAAAGUCAGAUGACGAAUUAUUUUCAAAAGAUAAUCCUAAAAAAAUUCCCAAACUGGAAGCUGAAAAUAAAUCUCCAUCAACGAAUUCAAAUUCAAAAAUCCCAAAAAAAGAAUCGCUAAAUUUUGUGCCUGGAGUAGUAGUAGAAGCUCAAGAUUUUGACGGAGUUUGGCAUAUGGCUAAAGUAGACGAAGUGGAUAAUAUUGAGAGGGAAGUAUUGCUAAAAUUUGAAGGAAAAGAAGGAAAAGGGUAUAGUAAAAGAGGAACUGAAGAAUGGAUUCCAAUGAACAGCAGACGUUUAAGACCUUAUGUCGAUAAAAGUAACAAACCAGAACAAUUUUUCAUAGCUGGCGAAAGAAUUAUGGCACGGUGGAGUGGUGCUAGAAAAUUCCCGGCAACAAUUUCUAAAGUUUUAGAUAAUGGCACCUACGAUGUUGUUUUUGACGAUGGUUUUGUAAAAGUUGUAAAAGGUGCACAUAUUUCAAAAAUUAGGCAAAAUAAGACAGCAGUUGCUUCUAGCGCUUUAUCGCCCAAAACCAACGAACAACAACCCGAGCCAAAAAUUUCUACUACACCAUCUACAAAGUCUGCAUCAAGUUCUCUAUCAGGACUGGGGAAAAAUUCAAAAACAAAUAAAAAAUUUUGGCCCUUAAUUUCCAAAGAAUCAUUAAAUUUGGAUGAACUUAAUCUUCCACAUAUACCUGAAGAUGGAGAAUGGUGCUGUCAUUGGGUGAAUGAUCAACCAAUUGGUAAAGAAGGUUUUUUAAUGGUAGGCGAUCACAAAAAACCGACCGUUAUAGUUGAUGAUUGGCGGCUUCCAUCCGGAUGGAUAAAACAUAUGUAUCAAAGGUCAAAUGUUUUAGGAAAAUGGGAUGUUAUCUUGGUCAGUCCUCAAGGAAAACGAUUUCGAUCCAAAGCAGAUUUGAAACAGUUUAUAGAAGAACAAGGACAAAUAUAUAAUCCAGAUGUGUACGAUUUUAGUAUACAUAGAAGAAGAGCUAAAGAUAUAAAUGCAUAUGUCUAUACAAAAGAUUACAAACCACCUCCUGCCAUACCUAAAGAGGCCGCAUAUGCAAAUGUUAAACCUAUAGAAGGUGGACUUCCAUCUUUAUUGCCGCCACCUCUUAAUUCAACAGUGUUGUCAGCUUUGACUUCAAUAGAAAAUGAAAUUCAACAAACAGGCACAUCACCUGCGCAUCAAGCAAAAAGUUCAGGAACUGAAGAUAGUAACGCUGGUAUUCUGAAAUUAGAGGAUGGAUGGGUUUAUGUUGGUGGGCUAAAAGUUCAGAUAAUAGAAAAUUUAUUUAGAUGUCCAGAGCAAAAUUGUAACAAGAACUUUAGAAAAGAGAAUCACUUACAAAUACAUGUAAAACAUUACCACCAUGAACUAGCAAAGUUACUUGGAGUUUGCCCUAACAUGCAAGAAUUAGCUCUCAAACGUACUCUUGGUGAGCCGACAGAAGAUCAUUUACCAAAAAACCAUUUGCCUAAUGCACAAUUCUUUGCUAAAGUUCACCAACAGGAGAUUCAAGCGAAAAAUCAACGCAUACAAAAAACUUCAUUUGCUAGUAAUUCAUUUACAACUUCACAAAGACUAAACUCUCCCACAUCAAUGACAAGUUAUCAGCAAAAUAUAAAUGUUCCAAUAUUACCGCCAGAAAAGUUGACUUCAGAUCCCCCUAGCACUUCUGUGUUGGAUUGUGCAUCUUUGUCUCCAGUUCAAAUAAGUAGUAUGACAGAUCAAAAUCUUUUGCAUCCGACUGGAGACGAUUUGAAGGAUAUUGAAAACAAAAUUUCAUUGGAAUUAUCUACAACUGCCAGUGCAGAAACCUCUAUUAAAUCAUCUACGGUUCUUCAUACGCCGAAAACACUUUCCUUGUCUAAAAACAAAAAAAAUAUAGCGCGAAAAUCUAACCGACAAAGAACUGCCAAAAAAUUUUUAAACACCAGUUUAAAAGCCACCGUUUGCCCGUUACUUGAUUCCACUAUCAAUCAGACUACUACCAACUUAUCACCGAGGUUUAAUGAUUUCGAAGAAACACGCCAUUCUUUCAAUGCAACACCAGAAAUUUCUAAAGUACCUUCGACGACGUUAAAAAAAACUAAAAAUCUUCAGAAUUUGUCUGUAAAUGAAUCUAUCGAUGGGAAUAGUCAUACUACUGGAGAUUUUCCAGACCAAAGUCAAAGUCCACAAUAUGUUCGUGAAAAUGGUGAAUUAAUAAAAAUUGUUAAAAUGCGUCAAGAGGAGAUAAUAAAUUGCUUAUGUUCAUAUACCGAAGAAGAUGGUUUAAUGAUACAGUGCGAAUUAUGCUUAUGCUGGCAGCAUGGAAUCUGCAAUGGAAUCGAAAAAGAAAAACAAGUCCCUGAAAAAUAUAUUUGUUAUAUAUGUAAAAAUCCUCAAAGAGGUCGAGAAAGUAUGAAGUAUAUUCACGAUCAAGACUGGCUGUAUGAAGGUAAAUUACCCGUAGCGAAUUACCAUGCAAACUCUCCAUCAGAAAAAGAAACUUUCGAAUUAUUAAAAAAAUCCCACACUCUUACUGGAAAUCUUUUGGAAACCAAAAAAUUUUUACAUAGCUUAAAAGUAAAAAUGAAUGUAGCAGCUAACAAGGAUCAUCCUAAAAUGUACUUAUGGGCAAAAAAAUGGGAAGAAGAUAAUAUAGCCAAAGACAAAAUUGUUAAUAAAGAUUCAGAUACUAAAGUUUUAGAUGAGAAGAAUAAGGACAAAAAAGAAGACAUAAAGUUAAUUGAAAAGGUUCAGCCCACUAUCCCACAACCUGAGGCACCAAUAGAGCCAGUUGAGUGUCAAUACCGGUUAUUGGAACAUAUAAAAAUGCAACAGCAAAAAGUUAAAGAACGUUUAGAUAGCAUUGAGCAACAAGUUUCAGAAAUUGAAAUGUUUGACGGUGACCAGGAAAUGGAUGACUCUAAAAUACGCGAAAUGCUUUCAUUAAUGAUUAAAGAUCUAACGGUAAUGAACAAAAUUUCCAAAAUCAAUACGGUUCCAAAAACCUAUGCUUAUUAAACCAGCUGACAUCGCAAAUUUGAAAAAAUGCAAUUUUUGGUUUUGCUAUUUCUUUUUUUAAUUUCUAAUUCUGUUCAAAAUAAAAUUGAUCUUAUCACUUUAAUAAACAAAAUUAUUUAAUUUUU